CCAAGGGGGGGAGCGGCUGAGGAGCGGAGGGGGCGGGGGUAACGUCCCCGGGACAGGAUGCGGGAGAUGAAAGCUCAGGCUGCCACCCGGGUUGGCGCGGCGGCAGCAGCCUCGCGUUCUCCAUGUAGCGGAGGCGAGCGGUGCCCCUGAAGAGGACGAGGGGGGGUUGCAGUGGUUGGCUCCCUCCUCCCCCCGCGGGGUCAUUUCUCUUUAGUGUUUGCCGAUGUUGGAACCGCUUCCAGGCCGCAGUGAUAGAGAAUGGCGCAAGUUAAAGUUCAGACUGCAGUAAACCUAUCUGGAUCUACACUGGGUGCCACAAUGCAAUCACCAUCGGUUGCUAGUACUGUUCCUCUGGUUCUGCAGUCUUCUGUGAAUGGGUCAGUCUCAGCCUCGACUUCCAGCUGUAUCAGUCCUGCAGUUGGGCUUGUGGAUUCUACUGCUUCUAUUAAUAACUCACCAGUUUCUUUCCAGGAUAACAUGGCAAACCCCAAAGAGAAAACCCCAAUGUGUCUGGUGAAUGAGUUAGCCCGUUUCAACAGAAUCCAGCCCCAGUACAAACUUCUGAAUGAAAGAGGACCAGCCCAUGCCAAGAUCUUCAGUGUACAGUUGACCCUUGGAGAUCAAACUUGGGAAGCAGAAGGAAGUAGUAUUAAAAAGGCUCAACAUGCUGCUGCAGCCAAAGCGUUGAGUGAAACCACUCUCCCAGAACCAUCCCCACGGCCAACAAAAGCAAUUAUGAAUAAUAAUCCAGGAAGCAUAACACCAACCGUCGAGCUGAAUGGUCUUGCAAUGAAGAGGGGAGAGCCUGCUAUCUAUAGACCAUUAGAACCAAAGCCAUUACCCAACUACAGAGCUAAUUAUAACUUUAAGGGCAUGUACAAUCAAAGGCUUGAAUAUGCAGAAACAGAGAAUCUGAUUAGCGAGACCAACGGGUACCAUUAUCCAACUCCCAAAUUAUUUUAUGUCCAAUUGCUUGUGGGUAAUACGGAAUUUAUUGGAGAAGGACGGACUCGUCAAGCUGCUAGACACAAUGCUGCUAUGAAAGCCCUUCAGGCCCUUCGUGAUGAACCUAUCCCAGAAAGGACAUGUCGGACUGAUGAAAUUUCAAAUGAAGGAGAAGAGGAUACAGAUAUAAACAAGUCUGAAAUCAGCUUGGUGUUUGAGAUUGCUUUGAAACGAAACCUGCCAGUCAAUUUUGAGGUAACCAGAGAAAGUGGGCCCCCUCACAUGAAGAGCUUUGUUACCCGUGUUACAGUUGGAGAGUUUACUGCAGAAGGGGAAGGCAACAGUAAAAAGCUUUCCAAAAAACGAGCAGCAAUAAUUGUCCUUCAAGAACUGAAGAAACUUCCUCCCUUACCAAUUAUAGAGAAACCUAAAACUCAUUAUAAAAAGCGCCCAAAAUCUAUACUAAAGACUGGUCCAGAAUAUGGCCAAGGUAUGAAUCCCAUCAGUCGACUGGCCCAGAUACAGCAAGCAAAGAAGGAGAAAGAACCAGAGUAUCUUCUAUUAUCAGAAAAAGGUCUUCCUCGUCGCAGAGAGUUUGUUAUGCAGGUCAAGGUAGGCAUUGAGAUAGCUACAGGAACAGGUCCAAACAAGAAAGUUGCAAAGCGGAAUGCUGCAGAGGCCAUGUUACUACAGCUUGGAUACAAAGCAUCAAUUCCUAGUCAAAAUCCACAGGAAAAGCCAGUUGAAAAGGGCUGGGAUGGACGGAAGGUCACUUUUGCAGAUCAGCCAAAUACCCAGAAAGGAAUUCUCCAUCUCUCCCCUGAUGUUUACCAGGAGAUGGAAGCAAGUCGUAACAAGGCAGCUCCCACAAUGAACUAUCUGACAUCUAAAGAAAUAAACCAAGGAUGUAGUUCAUUCUUCAGCACUACAAGCAAUACAGCAACUAUUGCAAGGGAGCUUCUGCUGAAUGGGACGUCCCCAACUGCAGAAGCUAUAAGUUUGAAAGGAAAAGCACCAGCUUCCCCCUGUUCAGCAGUACAACCCUCUCAACAGCUAGAGUACUUAGCCAGAAUCCAAGGUUUUCAGGUGCAGUACAGUGAUAUGCAGAACGGCAAAGAAUGUAUGACGUACCUGACACUUUCACCUGUGCAGAUAACUUUUCACGGCAUAGGAAGUUCCAUUGAAGCUAGCCGUGAUCAGGCAGCUUUAAAUGCCCUGAAACAGCUAUCUGAACAAGGACUCGACCCAGUGGAGGGUGCAAUCAAGGUAGAAAAUGGAUCCAUUGAAAUACAAGUCAAACAUCUGAUACAAAAAACUGACAAUAAACAGGCUAACUCAGGCACCACAGCUCAGGACUGCAAGGAUUCAAAGGCUGUCGUCAAGGAGCCUGUAGCACCCACGGCUGCCACUGCAUCCUUAUAAAGCUGUCAACACGCGAUAGGGUGUAUGUGUAUGAGGAAAUGACCAAUACCAUUAUAUGAAUCUAUGUGAAGACAACACUAAUAGAAUGCAAGAGAAUAAAUGCAUGGUACCAUUAAUCUCAAACAAAAUGACCAGACUGUAUAGAUUCCCCUUUGCAAAGAAAAGUAAAUACUUGUUGGUUGCCUGUUAGCACUAUCAUGCUGCUAAGCUUGUAUAUCAAUUUUUAGUGAAAAGUGUUUUUUUUUUAAAGUGAUAAGACAAAUACUUCACCAUUGGCUAUAAAUACUCACUAUUGUUUCAUUAACUAUCAAUUUUCCUUAGUGUAGCUUUAGUUUCUGCUUUUUAUGAUGCUUCAGCAUUUAAAAGUUAACCAAUGGCAAUGCUAUGAGAGUUGUAGUUGUUGUCUUCAUAUAUAGUCAUUCAGUUUAUCUUUUUAUGCUGAUAUAAGCAUUUAUCAUUCUAUAUGCAUAUAUAUGAUUAAGAUACAGACUGCUACUCAAGCUGUAUACAGAGAUAAAAACUGAAUCACACAAAAUGCUUAUUGAUACAUGAACUGAUGUUAGCACUGAUCAGUAUAGUUUUAAGAUUAUACUCCAGAAAGGCAGUUAUGGUGUUUGAUUUUCAUUACCAUCACAGAAGUUUGAGGUGUUUUGCCUUGCAGUAACAUUUUGUAUCCUUUGCUCCUCUGUUCUGUGAAACACAUUUACACCCAUUCUGUGUGUUGUACAACCCACCGUGUGCAUCAACUGAGUGUUUUUAAUAACUGCAUUCGGAACUGGAUAAAUAAAGUAACCUUGGUAGAAAGCAAGGUCAACAUGUACAGUAAAGAUAGCGGGUAUGUUUAAAACAUGUAUGUUAGAAAAGCUAUUAUCAAUGGACGGAAGAGUGGUUGAAGUUUGAACAGAUUGGUUAUUUUUGGAUUAAUAAUUGCCCAAAUGCAGUAAAACCACAUCAGUUCAUGAG
Molecule: messenger RNA, 3330 nt
Organism: Pristis pectinata (smalltooth sawfish)
Lineage: Eukaryota; Metazoa; Chordata; Chondrichthyes; Rhinopristiformes; Pristidae
Gene: stau2
Product: staufen double-stranded RNA binding protein 2
Exons: 16
Coding region: 259-2367 (702 amino acids)
Source: RefSeq, a predicted model, not a curated record